Molecule: messenger RNA, 3112 nt
Organism: Mytilus trossulus (common blue mussel)
Lineage: Eukaryota; Metazoa; Mollusca; Bivalvia; Mytilida; Mytilidae
Product: cell cycle checkpoint protein RAD17-like
Exons: 18
Coding region: 88-2142 (684 amino acids)
Biological process (GO): mitotic DNA replication checkpoint signaling; DNA repair; DNA damage checkpoint signaling
Molecular function (GO): ATP hydrolysis activity; DNA clamp loader activity; chromatin binding
Source: RefSeq, a predicted model, not a curated record
ACUUCAUUCUUCCAACUUCCGGUAAACAGUUUUGUAAAUUUGUGGAAAGUUCAAAAACUUCAAAAAUAAAUAAAGGUUUGUUGUUCAAUGGAUGAUUCUGUUAUUGACUUGACUGAUUCCCCACCACAAUCUUCAGACAGGAAGAGGAAAAGAUCAGAAAUCAACAGUGUAAACAAGAAUACAAGUCCGUGGGUAACAUCAGCAUUUGGUGAUUUCUUUGGUGUUGAAUCUCAAAAGUCAACUAAAAAAACUUCUUCAAAGCCAACUUGGUCACGGAAAAAGUCAUCAAAUGAUUUAGGCAGUAGUCAAACAUCAAACCGAGGAACCUUACCUGUAGACAAAUAUUUCAGUAGUUCUAAUGUUCCAGUCCAAAAAUUUACCACCACUAAGAAGAAUAGACCUGCCUUUGAAACGGAGCUUUGGUCAGACAAAUAUGCACCAAAAUCUCAGUCAGAUCUAGCAGUGCACAAAAAGAAGAUAGGUGAAGUGGAAUGUUGGAUACAGAAACAUUUGUCAGCACAAAGCAAGCUGCCACCAAUAUUGUUGUUAACAGGACCAGCUGGAGUUGGAAAGACAGCUACAAUACAAGCUUUAUCUAAGGAUCUCAGAUAUACCAUCCAAGAAUGGAUUAAUCCGUUGACCAAUACAACAGACAAAAGUUUUACAGACCCAUUUUCAGAUGACAAACCCUUCCACAGAUAUGUGUCUUCUGAAUCACAGAUGUCAUUGUUCCAGCAGUUUCUAUUGAGAGCAAAUAAGUAUAAUUCUCUCGGAAUAUUUGGUGAUGAUGUAUCAUCGAAGAAAGUCAUUCUUGUGGAGGAGUUUCCCAAUGUAUUUUAUAGAGAUGCAUCUACUUUUCAUGAUAUAGUAAGGAAAUAUAGAAAGAUUGGUAAAUGUCCUUUAGUGUUUAUAGUCAGUGAUUCUACUAAAGGAGAUUCUAAUGAAAGACUUUUAUUUCCCAAAGAUUUGCAGCAUGAACUGGAUAUUGAAAACAUCAGUUUUAAUGCAGUAGCACCAACAAGUAUGGUUAAAGUACUAACAAAGAUUGCUACCCAGGAAUCAAAUCAGGGUUGCCAUAAGUUUAGUAUUCCCUCCAAGACUGUAUUAGAAUCUAUAGCAAUGUCCAGUGCUGGUGAUAUAAGAGGAGCUAUCAAUGCCUUACAGUUUGCUUGUGAGAAAGAUACUGGUGACCUUAUGUCUGGCGGGAGAUUGAAAGGAAAAGCAAGUUUGAAGAAACAGUCAAGUAGUCGCUCAAAUAAAACAAAGUCUAAGACAAAGUCUGAAAACUCAGCUAACCCUGAUUCUGAGUUAGCGUCUAUAGGAGGAAGAGAUACCUCAUUAUUCUUGUUCAGAGCCCUGGGCAAAAUUCUUUACUGCAAAAGAGAUGAUCCAUCAAACCAUUCUGAUUUACCACGAUUACCAUCCCAUCUAUCAGAACAUGAAAGAGAUCCUUUAAUAAUUAAUCCUGAGGAUGUAGUUGAGAAGUCCCAUCUGUCUGGAGAAUACUUCACAGCAUAUCUACACCAAAAUUAUUUAGAAUUUUAUACAAACAUUGAUGACUUGGUCAGAUCUACAGAAUACCUCAGUGAUGCAGAUUAUCUUACUAUAGACUGGGCAUCCAGAUCAGUGCUACAAGAGUAUGCAGCAUCAGUAGCUACAAGGGGGAUAAUCCAUUGUAAUUCAUCUCGCAGUAAACAUGAUGCUGUUAGCUCAGGGCUUGGAUGGCGGCCACUUAAUAAACCUCAGUGGUACACAGCAAAUAAAACGGCAAGACAGAAUUCAGAGUCAUGCAGAAGUCUUUUUAAAAGUACUUGUCAUGGUUGUCCUCCUGUAGUGUUACAAACAGAGAUUCUUCCUUUCCUAGCACAAAUAAAUAUACCUUUACAUAAUCCUGGUCAGUUUUCAUGUUUACAAGAAAUAUGCAGAUUCUCAAAAGUCCGACUGUCUCUGAGAUCUGAAAAAUUAGAUGAGAAAGAUGUUGAACUGGACACAGAUGAUGAGGCUGCUUCUUCAGUGGUCCCUUUCUCAGCAAACACAAUAACCAACGAUAAUGAUGAUGUCAUAACCAAUAGCCAAUCAAAAAUCAAUACUUCACAGGAAGAAGAGGAAGAAUAUGACAUAGAGGAAUUUGAUGACUUUUAAAAAUUUGUAGUAAACAAGAAAAAAAAUUGUUUGCUUUAACCAGAAAACAAUUUCAUGUUAAGAAAACAGACCUUGUCAGUUUCUUAUGGAUGUCAGAUGAAACCCAUACCUAUUAUGGGAUAUUCACCUACAAAUUAUCUGAUUUCGUGUAAUCUGAAAAGCUUAUUUUGGAGCAACUAUUUGUUUGAAUUUUUAGAUUACAGACAGAUAGAUCAGAAAGCCUUGAUUUAAAAUGAUUUUACUGAUGAAUUUAAUUAUUUGUUAGCUUUACUCCAUCCAAACUGGUCCAUACCCUAUGUUGAUUGAAUAUUGGAAGACAGUGUAUGCAUUUCAUACAAAACAGGGGCUCAAUUAAAAAAAAAUACUUCAAUAAAAAAAAACUAUCAAAAAUAUAUAUCAAUUUUUAUUGAAAUAUGAUAAUUCGAUGUACAUGUACUAUUGCCAAUUUUACUAGUACUGGAUUCUUCAUGAAUGUUGACCUGUUAUAAGAAUAUUCAUGAAUAAGAUUUUUUUUUCAAAAUAAGAGAGAUAAAUGCAUUUAUUUAUAGAUCAAGUGUAAAAUGCCCAAAAAAUCUGUGACAUCACUUGACCUUGACAGAUUCCACCAUCAUAAAUGUUUGUUAUAUAAACUAUUUUUGUAAUGUUUACCAUUUAACUUAUCUCCCAUUUAUAUUUACAAUAGAAAUUAUCAUAAAUAUAUUUGUUGUUUUAAUCAACUACUUGAUAGUGCUUCUCAAGACUGUGAUAUAUAUAUAUAUGAAUCUCACCUUUUAUUUUACUGUCAAAGAACCAUCUACUAAUUUUAUCUUAUGUUAUAACCACUGUUCUAAUUAAAACCAAUUUUGAACCAAUAUUUUCUAACUUCAAAAAGCUAUGUUUAGGUCAAGCUGACCAACCAACUAUUACUAAAAACAGAACAUUGGAAAAAUAGGAAGCAUAAUGAACAAAAUUGAAAUGAUACAUCUCUGUU